GCCAGAGGCUCCACUCUUAGUGCGCUGUGGCUGUUUCUGAUGCAUUAUGGGCUCGUCUGGUUUGUAGACCCAGCUAUCUAUGGCGAGAUCCCGUCCUCGCACCCCUAUGUGACCGGCAUGAGCAUCGUCAUGGGACUGUCACGGUGGGGUUUGCAGGGGGCGCUAAUCGGGCCAGUGAUAGUGUGCAUCCCAGUGAUCAUGUACCAGCUGUACUUCGACACUCACGCCCAGGCUAAGCCGCACUCCCCUUCGUACAGACCAUCCGCCAGCCGACACACAACUCCCAUGCACACUCCCAAAGGAACACCCCACAGACCAACCCCAAACAACGGGUUAACGCCGAAUAAGUAGACCCAAACAAGCGAUACAACCCUAAGAAAAGCUCCUAUAUAGCGCAGAACGAGACUCACCACUCCUGUGCAGGCACAAAGAGUGUCAAGGCUCAGAUAGGCCUAUAUAUGGAUUAGACGGAUUAGCCCCAUAUGUAUAGUUGCUGCUAUCUUUAUAUUGAAGGUUAUCAGAGGUUCUAUCGCCGGAUUGCCGGGCAUGUAGCUACUGUCACAUAUCAUAUGAAAGCCUUCAGUAGCUAUGUCGCACAAUUUGGUACCCACACUGCCCCUCGCAUCCACGAAACGGCUAAGUAGACAGAUGUGGUG
Molecule: messenger RNA, 656 nt
Organism: Sphaeroforma arctica JP610
Lineage: Eukaryota; Ichthyosporea; Ichthyophonida
Exons: 3
Source: RefSeq, a predicted model, not a curated record